AUGACAUUAGGGCCCACAACCAGAGUAACUGUCAAUGUUACGGGUACAGUAACUGUGCCGCUGCAUCUCAACGCGCUUGAAAGCCUCGAUGACGCCCCCCUUCAAGAGGAAAUCAUGAGGGAGGCGGUUCGGCUCUCACUGGCGGAGCAACUGGGUGGAUUCGACAACUUCACGGUUACUUCUGCACGCAAGGGUGGUAAUCAUGUCUGCGAGGCGCGACUGGAUGUGGGCGACCUCUGCUCAAUCAUUGCUGACGUGAAGAACGCUUAUGAGCAUGGAGAGCGACGGCUUCGAGAACUGCAACAACUGAUCACUGCGAUUCGUGAACAGUUGAAAGAAAGCGGAAGAGAAGGCGGGAGCGAAGACGAGGACAUCACCGUCCCCGGCAUAGUAAAGGUCGUGAGUGACAUGGUGGAAGAUGCAUUACGAGGACCCGGUGAGUCUUCGCUUUCAGCGGCCAUCCGCGAGGUUUCGAAUGAUAAGAGUUGGUUGGAGGAGGUGCCUGUUGGAGAUCGUAGCGGCGGGGCGGCGAGCAAAUCUGAUGAGGACAGCCCAAGUGGAGUCGGUUACACGCGCUUGCCUGACAGCGGUGAAGACAGCAAUGGGAGUGAAAGACAACUGGAGUGA
Messenger RNA from Trypanosoma brucei brucei TREU927, 627 nucleotides. RefSeq lists its product as hypothetical. The record is from RefSeq and is a predicted model, not a curated record. Lineage: Eukaryota; Euglenozoa; Kinetoplastea; Trypanosomatida; Trypanosomatidae. Bases 1 to 627 code for a protein of 208 amino acids. The transcript has a single exon.